Messenger RNA from Staurois parvus, 477 nucleotides. Lineage: Eukaryota; Metazoa; Chordata; Amphibia; Anura; Ranidae. The record is from the annotation of a GenBank genome assembly.
AUGGGCCCCUGUACCGCCUCCUUCAUGCUGCUGCCAGGCCCGUAAUCUGCCAUGGGCCCCCGUACCGCCUCCUCAUGCUGCUGCCAGGCCCGUAAUCUGCCAUGGGCCCCUGUACCGCCUCCUCAUGCUGCUGCCAGGUCCACAGUGUCUCAUGGGUCCCUGUUACGGCCUCCCAUUGCUGCUGUCUCCAUCGCCACACUCUGCCAUGUGCCACUUUCAGGUCUCUUCACACUGCUGGUGGGUUCCAUUUUUGUCAUAGGGUGCUGUAUGGCCUCCCAUUGCUGCUGCCUCCACCGCCACACUGUGGCUCCACACUCUGGUUUUGGCCCCGUGACUGCCCAAAUGAGUGAAGUGUGCGGUGAUUCUAAGAUCGACGGCACUCAUCUGCAUGUCAUACUGACUGACAGUAUUAUUUCUCUUCCCCAGCAGACUCCAAGGGCAUUUAAAUUAAAGGUACAGUGUUCUGCACUAAUAUGA